Cyphellophora europaea CBS 101466 is the source of this 411-nucleotide messenger RNA. RefSeq lists its product as uncharacterized. Bases 1 to 411 code for a protein of 136 amino acids. The record is from RefSeq and is a predicted model, not a curated record. Lineage: Eukaryota; Fungi; Ascomycota; Eurotiomycetes; Chaetothyriales; Cyphellophoraceae. The transcript has a single exon.
AUGAUAAGCUCACAGACAUAUACUGCAUCGAAUUUCCACAUUCUGACCUCGGUCUGGACUAGCACUAUCACCAACACCAACACCAGCAGCACUAUCGACCCCAACGACGCCUGCCUCGGUGACGCCGGCAAAGGCAACCUCCACCCCACCUUCGGCGACGGCGAGUACCUCGACACGCUCAGCAUCCAGCACGCCCAAGUCGCCGCCACCCACGCCGGCGCUCUCCCCAUGACCAACAUCCGCUACCUCCCCCUCCAACACGUCGCCGUCGACGACCUCCGCUGGUUCGACCCCGCCAAGCUGCAGACCAUCGACUUCCGCGCCGGCUGCAUUGACGCCGGCUUCUAUCUCGGCGGCGACAUGAAGAAUGUCGUCCUCAAGACCCCGAUCACCUCCUCCUCGCCCGCCUAG